Papaver somniferum (opium poppy) is the source of this 739-nucleotide messenger RNA. Its product is annotated as membrane protein PM19L-like. Bases 56 to 541 code for a protein of 161 amino acids. NCBI's taxonomy places the organism in Eukaryota, Viridiplantae, Streptophyta, Magnoliopsida, Ranunculales, Papaveraceae. The record is from RefSeq and is a predicted model, not a curated record. The transcript is spliced from 4 exons.
CAACUCUCCAAUUAAGAACUGUUUGAUUUUCUGCUCCAAAUAUUUUACCAAAGCAAUGGCUGCUGGAGCAUCUAAAUCACUAGCAUUUUUCCUUCUUUUUAUCAAUCUUGUGAUGUAUGCAAUUGUUUCAAUCAUUUCUGGAUGGGCUCUCCAGUAUGGAAUUGACAACGCGUACGAAAAAGCGUCUAGUUCGUCCAUGCCGGCUUACUUAUUUCCAAUAUACUUUCCUAUUGGAAACAUGGCAACGGGAUUUUUCGUGAUCUUCUCGCUCAUCGCUGGACUUGUGGGUAUCGCUACUUCGGUUUCUGGAAUCACUAACGUUCUUCAAUUCACAAGACCCAACUUAUAUUCAGCAGCUACCACUUCUAUUGUCAGUUGGGCUCUUACUCUUCUGGCCAUGGGAUUGGCUUGUAAAGAGAUAAAUAUUGGAUAUAGGAGUUCAAACUUGAGAGCUCUGGAGACAUUUACGAUCAUCCUAAGUGGUACUCAACUGUUUUGCGCGGGUGCUCUCCAUGCUGGGAUUAACAGCGCCAGGAGCUAAAGAAUUCGAAUGCAUAUGCUGGUUUUCAACUUGUCUAUUGUAAAAACUGAAUAUAUGCUUACAUUUCCAUAAUUGCAUGUACAUUCCAUGUAAUCUUUUCCUUUUGUUUUCCCUCUAUCCCAUUAUAAGGAAUUGUGAGUACCCCCUAAGUGAUGGCAAAUUGCUACUAUCUGAAUACAUUAAACACCCAUUGUUGUA